Messenger RNA from Schistosoma margrebowiei, 4146 nucleotides. NCBI's taxonomy places the organism in Eukaryota, Metazoa, Platyhelminthes, Trematoda, Strigeidida, Schistosomatidae. The record is from the annotation of a GenBank genome assembly.
AUGUUAAAUUUACAAUUAUUGUAUUUACUUUUUUUCUUUACAAGUUAUACAUUAUCGUCAUCUUACAAAGAGAAUAAAAUUGUUCAGGAUUUAUUAUUAUAUCCACCGGAUUCAGCCAGACUAUAUACACACAUUAAUCGUGGAAGUUAUUUUGGUUAUUCUGUAGCAACAUACAUUGGACAGUCACAACCAUCAUGUUUAGUUGGCGCACCGAAAGCAAGUCAUAGUGGUAGUAGUAAUAGUAUAAAUGAAUCAACUGGAGUUGUAUAUCGCCUUGAUAUGGAUCUUACAUUUCCAUUUUGUUCAGUUGUACCAAUUGCAACUACUGAUGAAUUAAGAAAAGAAGUUGGUACACCAACACCCGGAGUAUCUCAUUGGUUAGGUGGGACUGUGGCAGCUGCAAACAACGCUGUUGAUGGAAUACAACUUGGUUGUGAUUUUCGUUAUUUAUUGAAUUCUGACUUAUUGAAUGAAAUUCCUAAUGAUUUAACAGUUAAUUCUGUUAAUCAAUACAAAUCAUCAGUUAAAUCAAAAAGUUCACUUGGAAUUGGAAAUUGUGCUUUAUAUACUGGAACAUCUAUGCAGUAUGUUUCUGUAGAUCCUUGUCAUAGUCAAGAAGAAGGUGCAUGUCUUGCUGGAUUCAGUGCAGAUGUAAAAGCAGGUAAUCAAUCCGGUGAAGCAUUAGUUGCUUUAGGAAUGCCUGGAAGUUAUUUGACUGAGGGAAAUGUCUUUCUAGGUCGUUAUCGUGGUCGUGAAUUAAUCAAUGCAAUCCGAUUGAAAAGUUCAUCACAUGAUUUAAAGCAUAAAGGAUUUGGUUUAGGAUAUGCUAUUGCUUUAGCCAAAUUAAAUAAUGAUAAUAACAAACUUAGUGGACAACACAAAAAUUUACAAUCAGAUGACCAACAACAUUUUCAGUCAAAUAUUAACAUCAUUACAUCAAGUCCAAUGUGGAUUGAUAAUGACUAUCGUGGAAUUAUUAUGAUAUUAAAUCAAGCUAUGGAUUUAGGUGGAAUAACUUAUUUGAAAGAUAAAUGGAGUCAUGUUGGAAGUUAUUUUGGAUAUAGUCUUGCUGUCGCAGAUCUUGAUGGAAAUGGUCUAGUUGAUAUUAUUGUUGGUGCACCAUAUUUUACUCGACGCCAAAAUCAAGAAGGAUCACAAGAUACAAUAAAUUCAAAGCAAUUUAAUCAUAAUGAAGGUAUUCAAUGGUCGAAUCUUCUACCUGACAUUGGAAGAGUUUAUAUCUUUUACGGAAAUCAUUUAAAUUUAUCUAAUUUACUUAGUGACUCUAAGCAAAGACCAGAAAUCCCAGAUUAUUUCACUCAAGAUCCUGUGAUUUUAGACGGACCGAAAUCCCCUAAAGGUCGAUUCGGUCAUGCCUUAACAAAUAUUGGUGAUAUCGAUGGUGAUGGAACUGAGGAUUUAGCUGUCAGUUGUCCUUAUUGUACUGAUCCUGAUGGACGAACAGAUAAGGGAGCUGUUUUCAUUUAUUUAGGCAAGAAAGACUCCAUACUGGAUACAAAACCUUUCCAGAGUAUAUGGCCUUCUGACUUACCUAAACAAUCUCCAGUAACAAUAUGUGGCAGUACUGAUUUCACUAGUGAUUAUGCAUCAGAAAGCCCACGUUUAUUCACAGCAUUUGGUUGGAGUUUAUCUGGUUCAUAUGAUUUAGACGGGAAUCAUGCGCCUGAUCUUGUCAUUGGAGAUUAUGAAAGUGAUCAAGUUGUAAUGCUUCGAGGACGCAACACUUUAUGGUUUGAUUCACCAAUUUGGGAACUUCCAACACAACCAACCUUAUCAUGGCGAUAUAAAGAUACUUUAACUUGUGAUGAACAGUGCUAUUUUCCAAUUCAAUUAUCUGCUCGAAUUAAUGGUAAACAACAUUUAUUGAAGCAAAUUAAAGAUUGGAAACUUCGGCUAUUGAUUGAUUUGGAUUCGGAUGUUGAACAGCCUGAAAAUAAACGUCUCGCCAUACAAACAACACGAAAACAAAUGAUUUAUCAGUCAACUGAUAAAGGAAUUAUUGAUAUGCUUGUGGAAUUGAAAACGGAUGAAUUCAUAGAAGAAAACUCUAGUCGGAUAACUUUAUUUGAUUUUAUUGUUAAACCUUUAACCUCGAGAAUAAGUGCACUUUUAUGGAAACCUGUACGUAUUAAUGUAACACUAAACCCUGUACAUGAGCCAAUGUCCUUUGUUGAACACAAAUCAAUAUCAUCAUGGAUAUUGCAUCCAUUCUUGGGCAGUCGAAACUUUAUUAGUCGUUCAAUGCAAUUUGCCAAUCCAGCCUGUGGUGUUGAUAAUAUAUGUCGACCUGAUUUACAAGUUCAAAUGAUCGAUAUUUCUGAAGGUCCAACUGAUAAAUCAAUUAUUUAUUUUAGAGAACGUGUUAGUCAAAGAAAUAUUACUGUUCAUAUUGGGAAUUUGGGUGAAAAUGCUUAUUCUACUCAAUUACACAUGAUAUUUCCUGAUCAAUUGAGUUUUAGUAUGCCAGAAGGUUUAUCAUGUCAAACUGUGACAUUGAAUGAUUUGAAACAAACUCAAUUAAUUUGUAAUUUGGAUGAUCCAUUGAGUUAUACAGGAAAUGAUCAACUUUAUUCAUUCACUUUUCAAAUAAAUACAGCUGGAGCAUUUAGACAAUUAGAUGAACCAAUAAACGAUCAACCAGAAAAUAUUUCAGAUCAUGAUCCUUUAGAAAAACUAUAUUCACAUAAUUCUAAUGAUGAUAUGGAAAAGCUUGAUUCAUUAUCAAAAAUAAUCAAUAAACCAAAUCAUGAAGAUGAUAAUAAAAUGAGAACGGAUGAUUUUUUUAUACAUUCAUCGUCAGUAAGGAGGAAUAAUAAUAAUAAUAAUAAUGAUAAUAAUAAUGAUUAUGAGGAAUUACACGUUAAACCUAUGUACCAUUCAUAUCAAGUUAAACGGAAUAAACGUAAUAUUUUAUCAGUUCCUAAAGAUUUAACAAUAACAGCUGAAGUGAUAAGUGGAAAUACAGAUGACAAUAUAAAUAAUAAUAAAGCAAGUAUUACUUAUCAAUUAAAAUUGGCUGCUAAAGUUGAACUUUCAUCAUCUGCAUUGGAUCGUACAAUUAUUGAUUUUCGGAAUUUUUCUGUACAACCAUAUGAGAUGCAAAGAAUCCAUCCAGAAACAAUUGGUCCAGAAUUAAAACAUAUUUAUCUUGUUACAAAUUCUGGCCCAUCCCCAUUGGAAAGCUUUUGGGUUAAUUUAACAAUUCCUGUACAAACAAGAGAUGGUGAAUAUUUAGUUUAUCUAUUAGAUCGACUUAGAUAUCAAGCAGAAGAUGGUGGACCUCCACGUUUUGAAAAUAUAUCGCCAGAUGUUGUUAGCGCAGAAGGUCAUGUACGUGGAUUAUGUAUAACACCUGAAUGGGCAUUGAAUCCUUUACGUUUAAAUGCAGUUCAUCGUAAUCGUGUAGAAGAAUUCCCUAAAUCACGAUCGUUAAGUCGAAGUUUUCGAUCACAACUCUCCAUAACAAGAUAUCGACGUUCAGUGAAUAGGAAAAUGAAAAAUAAGGAAUUAUUUUACCUAAAUGAUAAACACAAUUUCAUUGACGAUAAUCAACCAAUUAAUUCAAAAGAUACAAUUAGAAAUGCUAGGUCAAUUUUACAUGGCGUAAGAAAACGUCAACAAGAAAUUAUCAAAUGUGGUGAAAAAGUUUCUGAUUUGGGAUACCCAGUCUGUGCAGUUAUAACAUGUCGUGUGAAUGGACUAUCACGUGGUGAUGCCGUACGUAUUGUUUUGCGAGGUUGGAUAUGGGCUGAUACAUUUUUUCGUUAUAAAAUAUCUGACUUUGCAAUUGUCAGUGAAGCGAAUGCUAAACUUGAAGAAACUGCUUUUGGUAUAAAAAUUGACAGUAAUUUAACUAUACAACCAUUAGCUAUAUCACAGAAUUUUGUAUUUGAAGGUAUUAAUGUAUCAUUAUUUCGUGAAAUUCCAUUAUGGCCAUUUAUACUUGGCAGUGUAUUAGGUUUAGCAUUAUUAGCAUUAUUAAUAUUUACAAUGUGGAAAUGUGGUUUCUUUCAUAGAAAACAAAUCUAUGAUGACCAAUUUCAACAAUAUCCACAUAAUAAUAACAAUAUUAAUAGUAAUGGAAACAGUAUUAAUCCAAUAUUUAUUGAACCGAGAAAAAUUUAA